UUAGAACUGAGUUAAGUGAUUGUGUGUAUAUAAAUAGCUACACACAUGAUGGAAAAGUCAAACGACUGUCGAAUACGAGUUUUGAACAAUAUGUAAUCAUUCAGUUGCGGCUUAAUAGUUACUUGUUUUCUUAUUGAACAUUUUUAUAAACGAACAAUUCAGUAGCUUUUUAGCCAUCAUCCCUGAGAUAUUGUUUUAUUCGCACGUGACAACAGUGUAGCUGUGUUUCAGACAGCGUUACCAAAGUUAUUAGCAGCAAAACAGAAUACAGAACACUGUCACAACACAAAAAGAUGAUGACAUGAAAACGAAGGUUGCACCGUUGAUCCUGAUUGGAGCUUAUCGGACUCAUCGAUGUUCUGUGUGGUAACUGGCGAAAUACACUUAGAGCGCGCGCUACCUUCGUUCACUGAUUUGCCAGCAUCAGAGGAAAUAACACAGCUGCAUACCGUUAACGUUAGAGGGAUGCCGUUCAUCAGCUGAGAUUUACUGAGUCCAGUUAGAGGUCAUCAUCACGUGCUUGGAGUCCCUCCCACCACCACCACCAGCACCAGCACCAGCGCCCCGCCUGCAGAGAGCCAUGGGGAGCGAGUCGGACACAGGCCCGUUGCGCCUGAAGCAGGAGAUCUCCCUCCUCCACGGCGUCUGCCUCAUCGUGGGCAACAUGAUCGGCUCGGGCAUCUUCGUGGCGCCCAAGGGCGUCCUGGAGCACACGGGGUCCUUCGGCCUGUCCCUGGUGGUGUGGACCAUCGGCGGCGUCUUCUCCGUCUUCGGCGCGCUCUGCUACGCCGAGCUGGGCACCACCAUCCGCAAGUCGGGCGCCAGCUACGCCUACAUCCUGGAGUCCUUCGGCGGCUUCCUGGCGUUCAUCCGCCUGUGGACCUCGCUGUUGAUCGUGGAGCCCGCCUGCCAGGCGGUCAUCGCCAUCACCUUCUCCACCUACCUGGUGCAGCCCUUCUACCCCACCUGCGCGGCCCCCUACGUCGCCGUGCGCCUCAUAGCGGCCGUCAUCAUCGGCCUCCUGACCAGCGUGAACUGCAUGAAGGUGAAGUGGGGAGCCAUCCUGCAGGUCGCUUCCACCAUAGCCAAGGUCCUGGCGCUCAUCGUCAUCAUCGUGGCCGGCCUGGUGCUGCUGAUACAAGGAAAGACGGGGAACUUCGAGGACUCCUUCAGAGGCUCCAAGCUGAACCCGGGGGACACGGCCUUGGCCCUGUACGCUGCCCUCUACUCCUACUCGGGCUGGGACACCCUCAACUUCAUCACGGAGGAGAUCAAGAACCCGGAGAGGAACCUCCCGCUGUCCAUCGCCAUAUCCAUGCCCAUCGUCACGGUGAUAUACGUCCUGACCAACGUGGCCUACUACACGGUGCUGGACGCCGACGCGGUGCUGAGCAGCGAGGCCGUGGCUGUGACCUUCGCCGACAGCGUGCUGGGAUACGGCCGCUGGCUCAUUCCCCUGUCGGUGGCCAUUUCCUGCUACGGAGGCCUCAACUCGUCCAUCAUCGCCGCGUCCAGAUUGUUCUUCGUGGGCUCCCGGGAAGGGCAUCUACCCAACCUCCUCUGCAUGAUCCACGUCAAGCGCUACACCCCCAUCCCGGCCCUUAUCUUCAAUGGAGGCAUGUCUCUGAUAUUCCUGUGCGUGAGGGACGUGUUCCAGCUCAUCAACUACUUCAGCUUCAACUACUGGCUGUUCAUUGGCCUGUCCAUCGCCAGCCAGAUCUACCUGCGCAUCAAACGGCCCGAAAUGCACCGUCCGGUCAAGCUGAGUCUGUUUUUCCCGAUAGUGUACUGCCUGUGCAGCGUGUUCCUGGUGGUGGUUCCGCUCUUCAGCGACACCAUGAACUCCCUGGUGGGGAUCGGCGUGGCGCUCUCCGGGGCCCCCGUCUAUUUCCUCUGCGUGUACAUGUCCCCCAGCUCCCGCCCCGCCUUCUUAGGGGAGAUGCUCGACUUCAUCUCCCUCAGCACCCAGAAGCUGUGCCUUUGCUGUGUGGCCGACCCAGCGCUGGACCUGGACAACCUGCCGGAGGACAAGCAAGCGUGAGGGGAGGGGGCGGGGCCAGGGACGGGACCUGGGGCGCCCCCGCACGCGCGGCACGCUGAGCCGCACGCGCUUCGCUACGCUUUUAUUUAUUUGACUUGAUUUUAGGCUGUUUUCCUACAGCAGGGCCUACGCUGCCUAGGCCUGCGGGGGGAGAAUAUCUGGAUUUAAACUAGUGCGGUUGGCAGGCUCCUCUCGGCCCUGCGGCAUUUUGGGACUCAUUCCUCUUCGGGGGCGGGGCCCAGCCGUUCCUGGCCCCUCCCACGGCAGAAGAGCGGGACCAGCCUCAGUGUGCUCCUCCUCUGCGAUUCCUAAAGAGCGGCUCACACGGACUGCGGCUCAUUAUUUAACGUAGUUAUAAAAUUGGCGGCGAAGGCCGACCAGCUAUGUUUUAGUAUAAAAAAAUCUGAUAUAUUUUAGCGUUGUUUAGAGUUAGAAUUGGACAGUUUGUGUUCUUUUCUGCUUCCGUACACUGCUGUACGGGCGAAACCCCGCGGGGCCCUCGUUGGAGCUGCGUCAGACCUGCCGAGAGCCCCUCCUCCCCGAGCCCCAGGUCCGCGUGUGCCUGUGACGCAGCACGGAGCUCCGCUCGCAGCGCAGCGACCGUAAACAUGGAGCAACUAGAGCGGUCCAGCCCAACAAAAGAAGUGGUUUCAGCCCGGUGCCACACAGGAUCGACCCAGGGUCUAUGCUCAGGUUCCCGUGCAGUUCAUUCAGUAGGAUAACAGCUGUUUGUGGUCCUUACUGCCGUCUUAAGAAGGUGUUUUUAUGUAUGUACACGGAUGGUGACUGUCAGUCUAGUGAACCCUGUGACAUCAUAGUGACCUCUCUUAAAGGGAACCUCAACUGGAAAAAAAUGGGUGUUUUUGCUAUCCAGGGAUGUGGAUUGGUUUAUUUGUUUUAAGUGAAGGCAUAUGGUAAUGCAGAUCGACUUUAAACCACACCCCUUCAACUCAAACAGUCAACGCCCCCCCUUGAAAGGGGACUCUCAGGGAGCAGUGAGCCCCACAGUGCACUGCUCUGCUGUGUUUGUAAAAAAAAAAAA
Messenger RNA from Anguilla anguilla (European eel), 3083 nucleotides. RefSeq lists its product as uncharacterized. Gene Ontology annotation, molecular function: basic amino acid transmembrane transporter activity; L-amino acid transmembrane transporter activity. The transcript is spliced from 10 exons. The coding region runs from base 581 to 2041 and encodes 486 amino acids. Gene Ontology annotation, biological process: amino acid transmembrane transport. Lineage: Eukaryota; Metazoa; Chordata; Actinopteri; Anguilliformes; Anguillidae. Gene Ontology annotation, cellular component: membrane. The record is from RefSeq and is a predicted model, not a curated record.